Messenger RNA from Condylostylus longicornis, 2439 nucleotides. RefSeq lists its product as uncharacterized. Gene Ontology annotation, cellular component: endoplasmic reticulum membrane. The coding region runs from base 1 to 2283 and encodes 760 amino acids. The record is from RefSeq and is a predicted model, not a curated record. Gene Ontology annotation, biological process: unsaturated fatty acid biosynthetic process. Gene Ontology annotation, molecular function: iron ion binding; stearoyl-CoA 9-desaturase activity. NCBI's taxonomy places the organism in Eukaryota, Metazoa, Arthropoda, Insecta, Diptera, Dolichopodidae. The transcript is spliced from 9 exons.
AUGGAAGUUACAACGAAUCAUAGGGAUCCGAAAGAUGAAGAAACCCCUGAUGUAGCAAAGAAUUCUUCAAUAGCAAAGACAGAACCUCAUAAAUGGGAAUUCGUAUGGUAUAGAGCUAUAGGAUUACCACUUCUCCAUUUACUGGCGUUUUACUCCUUGUAUAUUUUAAUUAUACAUAGAUAUUGGGGACUAUUUUUUUAUGGUAUUUUUGUUGGAUUACUAAGUGGAUUAGGAAUUACAGCUGGAGCUCAUCGUUUAUGGACACAUAGAUCAUAUAAAGCUAAAUGGCCUUUACGAUUAAUUUUAGCAAUAUUUCAAGCAAUGGCUUAUCAGCGAUCAAUUUUAACAUGGUCACGUGACCAUCGAACACAUCAUAAAUUCUGUGACACAGAUGCGGAUCCACAUAACUCAAAGAGAGGAUUUUUCUUUUCACAUAUAGGAUGGCUUAUGAUUAAGAAACAUCCAGAAGUUACUAUAAAAGGGAAAUUAGUUGAUAUGAGUGAUUUGCAAGCUGAUCCGAUUGUGAUGUUUCAAGACAAAUAUUAUUACAUAAUAAUGCCACUAUUUGGUUUUAUUUUACCACCCAUUCCUGCAUGGUACUUCUUUGGAUACGAUUUUUAUCAUUCAAUUUUAAUUGUUUCAGUAUUACGUUGGAUGUAUACGCUAAAUGUUGCAUUUUUGGUUAAUAGUGCUGCCCAUUUAUCAGGGCCAAAACCAUAUGAAAAAAGUGUAACUUCAAGUGAAAAUUCAUUAGUUAUAGCAUUAGCUAUAGGAGAAGGUUAUCAUAAUUUUCAUCAUGUUUUUCCUUGGGAUUAUAAAGCUGCCGAAUUGGGUGGCUAUUAUACGAAUAUUUCGAAAUAUUUUAUAGAAUUCUGUGCAAAAUAUGGUUGGGCAUAUGAUCUAAAAACUGUAUCAGAAGAUACAUUACGCAAAAGGAUAUUAAGAACUGGUGAUGGAUCACAUUUCGCUCUUGAAAAUAUGAACGUUAAAGAAUUAAUGGAGAAUUUAGAUUUAGAUCAAGCUAAUGAUAAAGAAUUAAUAUGGGGUUGGAAUGAUAACGAUAUGGAAGAUGAAUAUAAGAAAAGUGCUAAAAUUAUAUAUAGAAGAGGAACGUGGUCAAUUCUAUUCUUAAAAAUGUUAAGAUCAGCGUUAGUAAUGCAUGAAAUUUUAAAUAAUAUGGAAUAUUCACAAACCGAUUGUAAAUCUUAUAAUGAUCCAAAAAAAUUAAUUGUAAAACCGAAGGGAUACAGAUGGGAAUGGGUUUGGUAUAGAGCUAUUGGUUUACCUGUUAUGCAUUUAAUCGGUUUCUAUGGAAUUUAUAUAAUGGUCGUUAAUUUAUACUGGGAUUUGUUGAUAUACAGUGUGUUUUUGGGAAUUUUAAGUGGAUUGGGAACAACAAUGGGCGCACAUCGUCUAUGGACUCAUAGAGCAUAUAAAGCUAAUGCACCAAUGAGAUUUGUUUUAGCAAUAUUUCAAGCGAUGGCAUAUCAACGUUCAAUAUUAACAUGGUCACGGGAUCAUCGAUCACAUCAUAAAUUUUGUGAUACCGAUGCUGAUCCACAUAAUUCAACAAGAGGUUUUUGGUAUUCUCAUAUUGGAUGGAUAAUGAUGAAAAAACAUCCAGAUGUUGUAGAAAAGGGUAAAUUAAUUGAUAUGAGUGAUUUAGAAGCUGAUCCAAUUGUAAUGUGGCAAGAUAAAUAUUAUUAUGUAAUAAUGCCAUUGAUUGGAUUUGUUUUUCCAGCAGUUUCAGCAUAUUACAUUUGGGGUUAUCCAUUUGAACAUUGUUUUCUUAUAUGCUCACUCUUAAAAUGGCUUUAUGUGUUAAAUGUUUCUUUUUUUGUAAAUAGUGCUGCACAUUUAUGGGGUACAAAACCAUAUGAAAAAACUGUAAGCUCAAGAGAAAGUCCACUUGUAAUUGCAUUAGCAAUUGGUGAAGGAUAUCAUAAUUUUCAUCAUAUAUUUCCAUGGGAUUAUAAAGCAUCAGAAUUUGGAACAUUUUUUACAAAUAUGUCUAAAUAUUUUAUUGAAAUCUGUGCGCAACUUGGUUGGGCUUGGGAUUUAAAAACUGUAUCAGAAGAAACCUUACGAAAACGUAUUGUAAGAACUGGUGAUGGAUCACACUGUACAUUGAAAAAAAUUGAAGAAAUGAAUGUUAAUGAAUUGAUACGUGAAUUAGACGCCACAAUAGAACACGAUAAAAGUUUAAUUUGGGGUUGGAAUGAUAAAGACUUGCAAGAAGAUUUUAAAAAUACCGCAAGGAUUAUGUACCGUGGUGUUUUAUAAGUGAUUUUUCACUGUAAAAAAUUUUUUUGUAAAUAAGAUCUUAUUUUAGAAGUAAUUUUUUCAUAAAGAACUGGAAUUUUACUCUUUAAUUAUUAAUUAAUUUAAAAAUAUAAUUUUUAUGUAUAUUAAAUUUUAUGUUAUAAUAAUUAGUCAAUA